AUGGAGAGCAGUGUAUCAGUUUCCAAUAUGCAAGACCCUUCAUCUUCACCUUUGGAGAAACAUCAGAGCUCAACCAAUGGCAACGGAGAUCUUGAUUCAGAAGAAGGUUCAAGCCUGGAGGAAAUCGGCUUUAAUUGGGGAGAAUAUUUGGAAGAAACAGGUGCAAGUGCAGCUCCUCACACAUCUUUCAAACAUGUUGAAAUCAGCAUUCAAAGCAACUUCCAGCCAGGAAUGAAAUUGGAAGUUGCCAAUAAGAACAACCCAGACACAUACUGGGUGGCCACCAUCAUCACAACCUGCGGGCAGCUGCUGCUUUUGCGCUACUGUGGUUACGGCGAGGAUCGCAGGGCUGAUUUCUGGUGUGAUGUGGUGAUAGCAGAUCUCCACCCAGUGGGGUGGUGCACACAGAACAACAAGGUGUUGAUGCCGCCAGAUGCAAUUAAAGAGAAGUACACAGACUGGACAGAAUUUCUCAUACGGGAUUUGACUGGUUCUCGGACAGCGCCCGCCAACUUGCUGGAAGGUCCUCUGCGAGGGAAAGGCCCUAUAGACCUCAUUACAGUUGAUUCCUUAAUAGAACUUCAGGAUUCUCAGAACCCUUUUCAGUACUGGAUAGUUAGUGUGAUUGAAAAUGUUGGAGGAAGAUUACGCCUUCGCUAUGUGGGAUUGGAGGACACUGAAUCCUAUGACCAGUGGUUGUUUUACUUGGAUUACAGACUUCGACCAGUUGGUUGGUGUCAAGAGAAUAAAUACAGAAUGGACCCACCUUCCGAAAUCUAUCCUUUGAAGAUGGCAUCUGAAUGGAAAUGUGCUCUGGAAAAAUCCAUUAUUGAUGCUGCAAAAUUUCCUCUUCCAAUGGAAGUAUUCAAGGAUCAUGCAGAUUUGCGAAGCCACUUCUUCACAGUUGGCAUGAAGCUAGAAACAGUGAAUAUGAGUGAGCCCUUUCAUAUCUGUCCUGCAUCAGUGACUAAGAUUUUUAACAAUCAUUUUUUCCAAGUGACUAUCGACGAUCUGAGAUCAGAACCUAGUAAACUCUCAAUGCUGUGCCAUGUGGAUUCUUUGGGGAUUUUGCCAGUACAAUGGUGCCUUAAAAAUGGAGUCAACCUCACUCCUCCUAAAGGUUACUCAGGCCAGGACUUUGACUGGGCAGAUUAUCACAAACAGGAUGGGGCAGAAGCAGCACCUCCCUUCUGCUUCAGAAAUACGUCAUUCAGUCGGGGUUUCACAAAGAACAUGAAACUUGAAGCUGUGAAUCCCAGGAAUCCAGGAGAACUCUGUGUGGCCUCGGUUGUCAGCGUGAAGGGCAGGCUUAUGUGGCUUCACCUGGAAGGUUUGCAGCCUCCUGUUCCAGAGUUCAUUGUUGAUGUUGAAUCUAUGGAUAUCUUCCCUGUGGGCUGGUGUGAAGCUAAUUCUUACCCCCUGACCACACCACACAAAACACUCUCACAAAAGAAGAGAAAGAUUGCGGUUGUGCAGCCAGAAAAACAAUUGCCGUCCACAGUGCCUGCUGAGAAAAUACCUCAUGAAUUAUGUUCAUUCCCUCACCCAGACACUACUACAGGUACUAUCAACGGGAAAUACUGCUGUCCUCAGCUUUUUAUCAACCACAGGUGUUUCUCAGGCCCUUACUUAAACAAAGGAAGAAUUGCAGAGCUACCUCAGUCAGUGGGGCCAGGCAAAUGUGUGCUGGUUCUGAAAGAGGUUCUUAGCAUGAUAAUCAAUGCUGCUUAUAAACCUGGAAGAGUAUUAAGAGAAUUACAACUUGUGGAAGACCCACACUGGAACUUUCAGGAGGAGACCCUGAAGGCAAAGUACAGAGGGAAAACAUACAGGGCAGUGGUGAAGAUUGUACGAACUUCUGACCAAGUAGCAGAUUUCUGUAGACGAGUUUGUGCCAAGUUAGAAUGCUGUCCAAAUUUGUUUAGUCCUAUGCUGGUUUCUGAAAACUGUCCAGAGAACUGCUCCAUUCAUACCAAAACCAAAUACACUUAUUAUUAUGGAAAGAGGAAGAAGAUCAUUAAGCCGCCAAUUGGCGAGAACAACAUUGAAAGUGGGCACCCUAAACCAGCGAGACGUAGGAAGAGACGAAAAUCCAUCUUUGUGCAGAAGAAGAGGAGAUCGUCCACUGUGGAUUUCACAGCUGGGUCCGGGGAGGAAAGUGAAGAAGAGGACCCAGAUGUUAUGGAAGAUGACACGGGCAGCGAGGAAACUGGCUCCGAGCUGCGGGAUGACCAGACAGAUACUUCCUCGGUGGAGGUGCCCUCCGCGCGGCCCAGGAGGGCAGUGACCCUGAGGAGUGGCGCGGAGCCCGAGCGGCGUCCCCCGGUGGAGAGAGCGCGCAGGGCCCGAAAAGCACAGACUCCUCCAUCCUGCGUGGAGGAAGAGAAGCGCACCGCAGCCAAGUCUGAAGGCGCCGAGGAAAUAAAACAAGAGGAGGAGGAGAGACUUAUUCUGGAGAGUAACCCAUUAGAAUGGACAGUGACUGAUGUGGUCAGGUUUAUUAAACUGACAGAUUGCGCCCCCUUGGCCAAAAUAUUUCAGGAACAGGACAUCGAUGGUCAGGCACUCCUGCUGCUGACCCUCCCGACGGUGCAGGAGUGCAUGGAGCUGAAGCUGGGACCCGCCAUCAAGUUGUGUCAUCAGAUUGAGAGAGUCAAAGUGGCUUUCUACGCCCAGUAUGCCAACUGA
Elephantulus edwardii (Cape elephant shrew) is the source of this 2688-nucleotide messenger RNA. RefSeq names its product Scm-like with four mbt domains 2 (gene SFMBT2). The transcript has 20 exons. Lineage: Eukaryota; Metazoa; Chordata; Mammalia; Macroscelidea; Macroscelididae. The coding region runs from base 1 to 2688 and encodes 895 amino acids. Gene Ontology annotation, cellular component: nucleus. Gene Ontology annotation, biological process: regulation of DNA-templated transcription. The record is from RefSeq and is a predicted model, not a curated record. Gene Ontology annotation, molecular function: histone binding; transcription corepressor activity.